Molecule: messenger RNA, 1611 nt
Organism: Arachis duranensis
Lineage: Eukaryota; Viridiplantae; Streptophyta; Magnoliopsida; Fabales; Fabaceae
Product: guanosine nucleotide diphosphate dissociation inhibitor At5g09550
Exons: 13
Coding region: 19-1356 (445 amino acids)
Biological process (GO): small GTPase-mediated signal transduction; protein transport; vesicle-mediated transport
Cellular component (GO): cytoplasm
Molecular function (GO): Rab GDP-dissociation inhibitor activity
Source: RefSeq, a predicted model, not a curated record
CAAUAAUAAUAUUGUGCGAUGGAUGAAGAGUACGAUGUAAUUGUCCUUGGCACUGGACUCAAGGAAUGCAUCCUCAGUGGCCUUCUCUCAGUUGAUGGCCUCAAAGUACUGCAUAUGGAUAGAAAUGACUACUAUGGAGGGGCAUCUACAUCGCUUAAUCUCACACAGCUAUGGAAGCGAUUUAGGGGAGAGGACAAGCCACCUGAGAACCUAGGUUCCAGCAGGGAAUUCAAUGUUGAUAUGAUACCUAAGUUUAUGAUGGCCAAUGAAGUUUUGGUUCGCGUUCUCAUCCACACGGAUGUUACAAAGUAUUUACACUUCAAAGCUGUAGAUGGAAGUUUUGUGUAUAAUAAGGGAAAGAUUUACAAAGUUCCAGCCACGGAUGUUGAAGCAUUGAAAUCACCAUUAAUGGGACUGUUUGAGAAGCGCCGUGCUAGAAAGUUCUUUAUUUAUGUCCAGGAUUAUGAUUCAAAUGAUCCCAAAUCUCAUGAAGGACUAGAUUUGAACCAGGUUACAGCAAGACAGCUCAUAUCCAAGUACGGGUUGGAAGAUGAUACAAUUGACUUUAUUGGUCAUGCCUUGGCACUUCAUCUCGAUGAUAGUUACUUGGAUGAGCCAGCCAAGGGAUUUGUAGAGAGAGUAAAGCUAUAUGCAGAGUCCCUAGCACGUUUUCAAGGAGGUUCACCUUACAUAUAUCCACUAUAUGGACUUGGAGAGCUUCCUCAGGCAUUUGCACGUUUGAGUGCUGUGUAUGGUGGAACUUACAUGCUCAACAAGCCAGAAUGCAAGGUAGAGUUUGGUGAUGAUGGCAAAGCCGUCGGUGUGACCUCCGAAGGAGAGACAGCCAAGUGCAAGAAAGUGGUGUGUGAUCCAUCAUAUCUGCCUGAUAAGGUUCAUAAGGUUGGAAAAGUUGCACGUGCAAUAUGUAUUAUGAGCCAUCCUAUUCCAGACACAAAUAAUUGUCACUCUGCACAGGUCAUUCUGCCACAGAAGCAACUCGGUCGAAAAUCAGAUAUGUAUCUCUUCUGCUGCUCUUAUGCUCACAACGUGGCCCCAAAAGGAAAAUUUAUUGCUUUUGUUACAACAGAAGCAGAGACUGAUCAACCUGAGGUGGAGUUGAAGCCCGGUAUUGACCUUCUUGGACCUGUAGAUGAGAUAUUCUAUGACAUUUAUGACAGAUAUCAUCCCAUCAAUGAUCAUGAAGCUGAUAGCUGUUUCAUCUCUAAGAGCUAUGAUGCUACCACACAUUUUGAGACCACAGUACAAGAUGUGAUCGACAUGUACAAUAAGAUCACUGGAAAGGUUCUUGAUCUUUCUGUAGACCUGAGUGCUGCAAGUGCUGCGUCUGAAGAAUGAUUUGCCUCUAAUUUUUAUAUACAUGCCUAAGUCAUAGAAACAGCGAGCACUUUUCUUUUAAAUUUCAUGUUUUUGUUUUAGAUGCUCUAAUGCAAAGAGAAAAAUUACAUAGACACCCACACCUUUGUAGCUUUUGAUCGAAGGCAUUAUAUGCCUGAUACAGUCAUAUAUACAGUUGCCUUGUACUCAACCAAGCAAUUUAUUAGACAUGGUAAUCAUAGUUGUGAUCAUAUCCCUUCAAUAAAUCUGUCUUUC